Messenger RNA from Oryctolagus cuniculus (rabbit), 532 nucleotides. The record is from RefSeq and is a predicted model, not a curated record. Lineage: Eukaryota; Metazoa; Chordata; Mammalia; Lagomorpha; Leporidae.
CUUCCAGUAAUUCGCCAAGAUGACGAACACAAAGGGAAAGAGGCGAGGUACCCUGUACAUGUUCUCCAGGCCUAUCAGAAAACAUGGAGUUGUUCCUUUGGCCACAUACAUGCGCAUUUACAAGAAAGGUGACAUUGUGGACAUCAAGGGAAUGGGUACUGUUCAAAAAGGAAUGCCCCAUAAAUGUUACCAUGGAAAAACUGGAAGAGUCUACAAUGUUACCCAGCAUGCUGUUGGCAUUGUUGUAAACAAACAAGCGAAGGGCAAGAUUCUUGCCAAGAGAAUAAAUGUGCGUAUUGAACACAUUAAGCACUCUAAGAGCCGAGAUAGCUUCUUGAAACGUGUGAAGGAAAAUGAUCAGAAAAAGAAGGAAGCCAAAGAGAAGGGUACCUGGGUUCAACUAAAGCAUCAGCCUGCUCCACCCAGGGAAGCCCGCUUUGUCAGAACCAAUGGAAAGGAGCCUGAGUUGCUGGAACCCAUUCCUUAUGAAUUCAUGGCAUGAUAAAUGUAAGAUAAAUAAAUAAGACCUAAU